AUGACUGGACUACCACCAGCAGUACCACCAUCGGCGCCACAAGCAGCGGCCCAGGAAGGCUUUCGUAUUCGUGGCCGAAGCGCGCGCAGUCCGGAUCGUCGACAUGAGCACCAGCAAUAUGACCGCUAUCAUGACAGGAGCUCCGACCGCGAUCGCGAUCGCGAAAGAUACUAUAAUAACGACGGUCGUGGUGACGGAGAUCGAGGGCGAGGACGAGGGGCUCCUAGCCAGGGACAUGGCUACGGCUAUGAUGGAACCAGAUCACCGUCUCCGGCCCAAGGACGGUCGCCCCGUCGGCCACGGUCGUACUAUGACAACAAUAGGGACGAUGGUGCUCGCUCACGGUCUCCACCGCCCAUCCGUCGGUCGCGGGCAUACUAUGACCGAGACGAUCCUCGUUCCACAAGAUACCGAGACGAUAGUCGAAGCCGCAGCAGAGGACGAGGGACUCUUCCUGGCGAAAGACCUACCAGUCGGGGCAAGCCGAGCAAGGAGAUUAUGAUGGAGGGAUUGGCUUCACACUUGACGGAGGACGAUAUUAGCGUCGAGUUGAAACAGUAUUAUCAUGUCAAUGGCUUGGACGACGUUCGUGUCAUUUGCGACCGACAAACCAAACAGUCACGGGGAUUCGGGUUCCUCCGCUUCUCGAGCUUGCAGCAAGCAGAGUCUUUUAUGGACAAGCACUACCCGUUUCUCUAUCUCUACGGUGAUUACGAUGAAUCUCCUGGAGUGUGUAAAGUCCGGCUCGCUUUCGGGCGCGAACGGAAGGAGGCGCCUCGACCUGAUGAGGACGACUGGAUCUGCUCGAUGUGCGCCAUCAACAACUUCUCCACACGAAGCAUGUGUUUCCGAUGUCAAGCACCGAGACCAGAGCCCGGAUUUGAAGUCCCUGCCAAAGCACCAAAUGUUGGCGACAAUGAUGUUUCGCUCGAUAAUGCGCCAUCGCAGUUUCUGCUUUUUCGAGGUCUGGAGCCUUCAGUGACAGAAGAGUUGCUGGCCAAGGGCGUGGCCAAGCUGAAUAAACCUGGACCAUCGGCUAAUCAACGCGAGGAAACGGCCACUAAAAAGGGCGCCAAGGUUGCCUCGACUACCGGCAACGCGAACCUGGGAGCGAAGGAAGGUUCUCUCAGACGUGUUCUCUUGGUGCGGGAUAGAAGAAGCAAUGAAAGCUGGCGGUACGGCUUUGCUGAGUAUGCUUCUAUCGAGGAUGCACAGGCGGCUUUGACACGGUACAUUUCGAUGGAGCGGUUCACCAUUGCGUCGAAACAGGUCCUGGUCAGCUAUAUCCAUGCAGGGGUCUUUGUGCCUGUCAUGAACCCUGAGCCCGGCUCCGAGCGUUUUACAUUCAGCCCACUGAACAAUCCGGCCAUGAAGCUAGCGUAUUGGGAUGAGGCGGCAUAUGUCACCGAGCUAGCUGUGUCAAUGCCUGCACAAGCCACCACGGCAAACAAAAACUCGAUAGCUGAGCCCAAAGUAGCGAAAGACACGGCUGAGAAACCGAAGAAACGCAAAGCCCUAGCAGACGCCGACACUGCUGCCGCCGGGGGUGUCAAAAAGGCUGCUCCGUCUCAUCUUCAAUUCUGGAGCAACAGACAUGCCGAAUUGCACGGAAUCGGAUCAAAAGCCGGGAUUGGCGGCGUCGGAACCGGCGAUGAUAACGCAAGAUCGAGCGAUAAUAACAGUGACAACAUCUCAGCCCCACCGUCACAGUCGUAUGCGGACCCUGCCAGACACUGCUGCUAUCUCUGCAUGCGCCAGUUCACCAACAAUGCCGACGUCAACAAGCACGAGCGGCUGAGUGAUCUACACCGGCAAAACCUCAAGGAUGAAGCCAAGGUCAAGAAAGCAAAGGCGAAACUGGCCAAACAUGGGGUCAAGCAUGAACCUGCUGUCCUUACUGCCACACAGUACCGUGACCGGGCGCGGGAGCGGCGGAAGAUUUAUGGUGUGUUUAAUAAAAAAGGUGAACAUGUCGGUGGUGGCGGUGGCCAUGCCAGAAAACAACUGCAAGUCUCGGCAGAUGGUGGCAACGACCCUGGGACCGCCACAGCAACGACGACGGCUCAGACUGGUAUGCCACAAUCGAAGGGCGCGUCUUUGCUCAGUAAGAUGGGUUAUACGGCGGGCCAAGGCCUGGGAGCCACGGGCGAAGGCAUGACCGCCCCAAUCAGUCAGGACAUUUAUGUUGCAGGUGUAGGUCUGGGAGCGGAAGGCGGCAAAUUAGGCGAUGCUGUCGUCGAGGCCGAGAGGAACACAAAGGGCAAGUAUGAUGCUUUUGCUGAGAGGACCAGAGAAGGUGCCAGAGAGAGGUAUGCGAGGUUGGAGUAG
Messenger RNA from Exophiala dermatitidis NIH/UT8656, 2328 nucleotides. RefSeq lists its product as uncharacterized. Gene Ontology annotation, cellular component: nucleus. The transcript has 5 exons. Gene Ontology annotation, molecular function: RNA binding. Gene Ontology annotation, biological process: mRNA splicing, via spliceosome. Bases 1 to 2328 code for a protein of 775 amino acids. NCBI's taxonomy places the organism in Eukaryota, Fungi, Ascomycota, Eurotiomycetes, Chaetothyriales, Herpotrichiellaceae. The record is from RefSeq and is a predicted model, not a curated record.